Messenger RNA from Cimex lectularius (bed bug), 1894 nucleotides. RefSeq lists its product as uncharacterized. The transcript has 16 exons. The record is from RefSeq and is a predicted model, not a curated record. NCBI's taxonomy places the organism in Eukaryota, Metazoa, Arthropoda, Insecta, Hemiptera, Cimicidae. Bases 285 to 1262 code for a protein of 325 amino acids.
GUAAGAUGAAAGACAGCUGAAUAAGGAAGGAUGGAAGGAAUGUUUAGAGUCAGGUUUGAAACGUAAACAAUAUAGCGUGAAUUGUUAUUCGAGAUCUGAUAAUCCUUGAACAGUCGACUGGAUGAAAAUUGUUCUAUACAAAACCAGGAUUAUUCCCCUUGUUUACAAGAGUUCGAGUUUAUGUCUAACUUUCAAAAAUGAUUGCCUUAUUUAUUACUUGACAACAUCAAGGGCUCUAUUUAUUCAAGUUUGGAGACACAAAUCAAGAUAAGCGGUCAUUCUAGAUGAAUUUUAAUUCUGAUUGCGAGGAUAAAGUGGAUGUUGUGAGGACAAACAACGAUUAUACUUCAGAUUCAGUCUACUCUGCUGAAAUCGCUAAGCCGACUGAUGUUUCACAAUGUGUGGACCCUAUUGCAGAAAUUACCCGAAGGACUUCGAAUAUUUUACAAAGCAGUGAGAGACAACAAGAAAUAUCUGAUUGUAAAUUGAUCAGCCGAAGUACAGAAAAAGUACAACCAAUUCAAACGAACGUUGUCGAUUCUAUACAAUCCGAUUUAACAACAAAUGUCAAAAAAGAAUAUGUUUACAGGGAUGAGAAAAGUGAAGACUCGGAAGUUGAAGUUCUCUCUGAACCAGAAUCGAAUAUAGCAGACUAUAGUGGAAAUGGAAAAGUCUCAGAUGAACAAAAAUUUAUCAAUCCAGAUUGUUUAGCUGACACCAGAGUGGAAGCACAAACAGCAACUGAAAAAAUUCAUGACGCAAUCACUUUGCAGGUGCAACGUUACAACAGUUCAAUCUCAGAAAUAACUCAGCCAUGUGAGAAAUUAGAGAAAAACGAAUUUAAACAUUAUUACUACAAAGGAAGUUUAAGUGAUGAUUCUGACGUUGAAGUGCUCUAUGAAACAGAAUGGAAUAGUCGGGUGUCAGCCGACACUUGGGACAAUAUAAAUUCACCACAUCUACAAAAGCAAGGUUUGGCAUGUUUAGAGACUGUGCAUAAAAAACUACUACCUACACCAGCAUUUCCAAUUCAAACAGAUGAUUUAGAGGAUGGCGGGAAGAGAAGUGAUGUCGAAUCAGGCAACUGCAGCAAAGAUUCUGAAAUUGAAAUAAUAUCCAAAUCAGAGUUGAGCAUCAGAAGUGAAGGAAGCGAAUUUGGAAAUGCGUCUGGCUAUCUGAAACGAAAACCUACUGGUUCUCUCCUGUCUGACAGUACUAAACGAUCAAAAAGUGAAGAUUUCCUAAACAGUAGAAGCGACUGAAUUGAAUGGGAAAACAUGAAAUUGAAUUCUGCAUCUAAUCCCUCAUAAAAUGGUGUAUAAUCGAAUUAUGAAUGUUUUGUUGUAUAAUUUGUUGUUGUAAUCAUUUUCAUUAUUUCAGUGUGAUGGCCAUUAUGCUUCUACAAUAUUUUUAACAUUUUUUCUUUCUAAUCAAAAUUUUGUGCUACUUCAUUUUUUACUGUUAACAACAUUCAGGUUUAUAUUGUUAGUAUUUUUUUUUUUUUAAUACAAAUUCAUUUUCAAUCAAAUUAGGUGGAAAUACAUACUUUAGUUUCUUUGGAACAAUUUUUAAAAUUAUAGGACAGAGUAAAUGUUUUACUGCAUAAAAAUGUACUUUAAACAUUCCUUUUUAAGUUUACAACAGUAGUAAUUAACUGUAAAAUACUGUAAAUUGCUAUGUGAAUGUUAUUCAUAUUAUUAACUGAAGAGUUAAGUGAAGAGUGACUUAACAAUAAUUACUUUUAAAUUACCUCAUCUAAUUUCUUUAUUGGAUCAUUUGCAUUGUUAAUUUGCACUUAUCAAUCCCACUAGCUUAUUCAAUAAUUGUUUGUUUGAACUUUUCUUUUUAAAUUACAGUUUAAGUUAAUUGUUCAACUAAUAAAUUUUUUUAUGCA